UUCUUACAAACGCAGAGGAACGGAUCAUAAGCAGAUCGUCAAGUUGUUGUUAUUGUUCAGGUUGCAAGUCGAACUCUGGUACGGGACUUAACAACAUCAAUACGACAAUGUCUUCCAGCGAUGUUGAACUGAGUAAAGCUGAGAUUAAAAAAGUCAGAGAAAUUUUCAGAAGUUACAUGAAAAUAUCCAGUAAGUCAGCCAGUCCAGACCAAAUCAACUCCAAAGCCCUCGGGAAGCUGACCAAGAAAUGCUGGCCGAAGGAGCUUUGUCUAUAUACCGACACAGUUGCUUUCCCAGCAUGCAAAGAACAAGGAAAACCAUUCAUGCUGAUAAACGACGAGAAAAUUAAAGAUUUCAUAAGACGUUGUGCCACAAAGAUGAGAUCUCUGGGAAAAGAACCGAAGGAAUCAUCGUGGGAAAUGGAACUAAUAACCCUCCUGGCUCCACCGACAAUGGAAGGAGUUACGAAAGAAUCAAAGACUGGAAACGUCAGCCAUUUCACAGACAGUGCGGCAUACACCGGGACACACAAGGAACGGUUUGAUGACAGCGGUAAAGGGAAGGGAAAGGAUGGACGUGUGGAUACUACCCCAAAAGAUGGAUACGUCCAGGCAUUCAAGGACAAGGGCACGUACGACCAAAAACAUUGAGGAGACGUACUAUAUACAGCUGUACAUUUUGUAUUUAUCUUUAUUAUAUUUGAAUCAAAAGUUCUAAGCAGGUUCUCCUUCUGUGACAGAUGAUCCUUCACUUAACCGUACAUCAUAAGCGUUUAGUUAACAUUAUAUUAUGAUACAGUAAUGCAAUGUGGAAAAUUAUGUAAACAUGAUAAAAGUUAAUAGGGUUUGGGUGAAAAGUAUCGUUCACCUAAUUGGGCAAAACAAGGAAAUCCUAACCCGAUGCAGAUUAUGACAUUGCUGAACUUUACAUGAAUUUCUUGUCUUGACACGGUAUCCAUGUCUUCAGGUAUUGGUUGACAAAACAGAUUAUUAUACAAUAAAAUUAAGAUAAAUCACUGUAAACUUGAACAUUGCUCGGAAAUGAACCAUAGUAAGGUCUCGUUUAACAGAAAAGACACUGUAAUAGGUUAUAUAGAUAUGUUUGUCAGAAGUUAAUUUAUUAUGGAUAGAUACUUAGCGGUUAUACUUAAUACUAUUUCCAUCAUUAUAUACUGUCAUUUAUUGACAUUUUAUACUUAUUUUUUAAACAAUGUAAUACAUUUGUAUUUGUAUGUUGAAACCAUGUUCUAUUGCUGGUAUUAGUAUGUAUCUUAUUGUAUGAGAAACAUUAUAAAUCAAAUCUUUAUUCUAAAAUACGUAUAAAACAUGCUGAGAUGUAACUUUAAACUUUGACCUAUUUAAAUAUAUGCAAUACCAUAAAUGGCAAAAAAAUUGAAUAAGCUAUAUAUUUCGAUAUACAUUUGUCAAUAAUUGGUAAAGACCCUUUGUAAAUUGAUGAUAAAUUCUUGACGCAACGAUGACUUUUCAGAAAGUGUUGAAACGUAUAUCGAACAGCUGGCUGUUAAUCAGGUGUGUCUAUUUCUAUCAGUCCUUCAUUUAGUCAUUAAAUGGGUUCGGUAUUUCAUCUUAUAGCUGAUAAAGCAGAGUAACUUGCUCUUAACGCGAUAUGAAAUGUGCUCCGAAAUUCUCAUAAAAUUAUAUCAUGAUUAAGUUUAUUAUUCUUCAAUUAUUAAUUCGUUAUCUUACUUUUACACAAUGUGUUCAGAAUUCAGAAACCAAAGAAACAAUUUCUCACUGUAAAAUAGAGUAAUGUCCCUUUUAUUGUGAUUUUCAAAAUAGGUUGUGACCAAAAUCAAACCAUAAAGCUUCUUAUCGAUAAUGUAAAUCUAUCAUGCACGCUGCUUGUUCACAAUUCCAUGGCUGAUAACAAAAUAUGCAACACAAUAAUGGCAGAUUGCAAGGCAGCAUUAAAUUAGUGAUCUAUAAAGAAAUGAUUGGGUUUGUUUUUGUAAGGCACACACACACACACACACACACACACACACACACACACACACACACACACAUUGAUAUGUACCAAAGAUCAAGUCGUUUAGUUUAUAGUAAAUGUUUCUACUCUUUAUAUAUAUUUUAGACAAUGUUUUUACAUUUGUAUGCCUUCAUUUUUGAUAUAUGUAAUGUAAUAUUUUGUAAACAUUCAGUUAUAUACCUAACAUUCAUUAUUAAUCAGUUGGCACCAAUAUUAUAUUUGUUCUUCAGAAUGUUAAAUUAUGUGACUCUAGUACCUGCCGUACCCUUGUGGUUUCUUGCCUUUGUUCCCAUGCCGCUUAAAAUCAGCAUUUUUUCUAAAAGAAAUUUUCAUCGAUAACGUCAGCAGUAUAUAACAAAAACAUCAAUGAUGAUAUUUUCAUAAGUAGUAUUUUGCGGUUGCAAUCAUUGAAAAAGAUCUUUGUCAAUAAUAACUAUUACGUUUUCCGUAAUUUUUGUUAUAAUUGAUAUGAAAAAACACUAUGAAUGAAUUCUAUGUGUUUUUAAUGAUUUUUUUAUAGACAUUAUUUCCUUCAUACGGUCCCCACAUUUUGCAGCUCCUGGCUUUGAUAAGUCUUCGCUACUUUCAGUUUCUCUUUUGCGUAAAUGACGAUAACUUUCCUUUCCGUAUGUAAGACUCAGGUUGAUACUUCUUUGAAGUAAUUGGUAUUCGUUGUAAUAUAAAUCUUAUAUGGGACAUUCAAGUUCAACGGGUAAAGACUUCCCUAUUACUCUUAACGUUUGAAGAUUGUCGUAAUGUUAUCGGUGUCAAUAUAUAUAUAUAUAUAAAAAAACCAAAGAUCGUAAUAUGUUUCUUUCAUACUUUAUAUCUUUAUAUAAUUUCUAUCAAAUUUUUAUUGUAUAUAUCAUGAGAGUGAAUCAUAACAAAAAAUAGCUAUCUAUUAUCAUAAUAUUAUCUGAAGUAAUUUCAGUAAGUAUAAAAACGGACGAUUUCAAAAACUCAUCACAAAAAUAUCUUUUUAUACAGAAAUUGAUUGAAGGAAUGAUGAGAGAUAACUAGUAAUGUUUUGGUACCAGUUCGCACUUAGUCGCUGUGAGCUCGAGUUACCAUGUAAGCAAAAUACAUCUAAGAUCUACAUGGCGACUGUUGGAACAAUAGGAGUUACUAGAAUAGAUUUCAAAAGUUAAUUGUUGAUCUGAUACAGUAGCUCGGCACUCAUCGAGUUUUCUAAUUGACCUGUUUUAAGUUCAUACAUACAUUAUUUUAUCAUUUUUUAAUUGGUCCAUAAAAUUCCGCGUGUGAUUCUUGUAUUUGAACCAGCUAUUAUGUUGUAAGUCAGAACCAUUAAAAUAUUUAGCAUGAACUUCUUUCAAACGAAAAAAGCUACUUACUUUAAAAUUUUUGACAGGCAGUGAAAUCGAUUAACCUGAAUGUCGUCAAUAUCCCUUUCAAACAAAACACAAGACUCCUUUAGCGGAACGUUGUGUUUUUUGUUUUUGUUUUUCUUCCGUUUUUCAACAUUUUGAUUGUCACGUGGUUCUACGGACUAGAUGCUCUUUGCAACACUUCAGACUUUCAUUUGAAAGAAUUGGCCCCUUAGAUGAAAGAUCUGGCUGUCAUGUGUAGCACCAUUGCCUUUCGUUCAAUGAUCUCGACGUCAGUGAAAUAAGAUUGCAUUUGAAUGAAGAGAUCUGGCCGUUGAGUGAAAUAAUGUAGUCUUCCAAUAAAGCAGGCUGUUUAUUACGUUUCAACAAAAACUGGUCAUAUGGAGACAGCAUGCAAUUACAUUAGAUUUUCUGUAACCUUCAUAAUUAGGCACGUUAAUUGUUUUCAUAUUGUAUAUUUCGAAACGUUGAAAACGGGUUGUAAUGCCUGAUUUGACCUCGGUAACUAUUGAUGUAAU
Molecule: messenger RNA, 3853 nt
Organism: Ylistrum balloti
Lineage: Eukaryota; Metazoa; Mollusca; Bivalvia; Pectinida; Pectinidae
Product: tubulin polymerization-promoting protein family member 2-like
Exons: 4
Coding region: 108-650 (180 amino acids)
Biological process (GO): microtubule polymerization; microtubule bundle formation; positive regulation of protein polymerization
Cellular component (GO): microtubule
Molecular function (GO): tubulin binding
Source: RefSeq, a predicted model, not a curated record